Molecule: messenger RNA, 548 nt
Organism: Perkinsus marinus ATCC 50983
Lineage: Eukaryota; Perkinsozoa; Perkinsida; Perkinsidae
Exons: 6
Source: RefSeq, a predicted model, not a curated record
GAACGGAAGUCCACGCCUUAGCUCAGCCUAUCAGCGAUCAGUACCGACUUAUGCUCCAAUGUGGAAGUGGGGAGUAUUCAGGAUGCGUUUUUGAAGAUAAUGCUGUUAGUUUGAGAAUGCACUGCUCUGUGCAAGGCCUUGGUAUUGAUCUCAAGUUCGAGCUAUUUAAUAAGGGGGCCUCGCCAUUGGUACAAGCGAAUCUGAUAGCUGAGCCUAGGAAGGUUUCGGCCCUUGACUUCGCCAUAGAACCUGUCCCUAGUCGGAGCCCAGUGGUGAUGGGUGGAUCGAAACGUGAGUUCACCGGCCGACUAUUGGUUAGGUCGCCAUAUGAGUUCCCUCCUGUUAUGUGCAUCAACUACGUACUGUCUGAUGGUAGUCCUAUCAACAACUACAUCCGCAUCCCUCUGCCCAUUGUGAAGGUGGCUAGACCAGCAAGUCCCAGUUCAACAGUAUUUUUCGAGCAUUGGCGUAGCGAGAAGUUCAGUCUUUGCGAAGUUACCUCGAGAAUUAGUCUCAGGAACGAGUUCACUCAAGCGGGUGGACUGGCG